Symbiodinium necroappetens is the source of this 1797-nucleotide messenger RNA. The record is from the annotation of a GenBank genome assembly. Lineage: Eukaryota; Dinophyceae; Suessiales; Symbiodiniaceae.
AUGGCGUCAAUACCGACAAAAAGAGCAUGUGCAGCCCAGGAGUUGGACAGCCCGGUCCAGCCGGCUUCUUCACUGUCAACACCUUUGCAGCUGGUGGGCAGUGGGGCCGGUGUCGGACCUGCUCCUCCUCCUGCAGUCCAGGUCGUGGAAGCGCCCCCAAGUCCCGGAACCCUGCCGGCCAGCGUGGAGGUCUCUCCGGCGGGAUUGCAAUGGCGAUCAAAAUCGAAGCUGUCAGCAGAGAUUGCUGCGAACGAGCUGUCGAGACAAGCCUCCAUGCCAGAAACGCUUGGAUCGAGAACAGAGAGUGCUGCAAGCAGCUGUCUUCCAUCACCGGGUAUUGGUGAGCAGGUCGUCGACAUCACCGUGCAGACGUCGUACGAUGAGUACGAUCCAGCAACAAGGACGAAGGUCACGAAGAACAUGGGUGGCGACGUCUUGCGGUCCAGGCGCAAGUUGAUCCGGAAUGACACAGACAGCGGCUCUUCGUCAGCAUCUGAAUCUGUCCAGACCGACGGAACCAACUCAGCAACUUUUAGUCAAGUGCAUGGUGAGCAAGAUGCAAUCACCAACUGGGGGGUGCUGAUCGGCAAAGCCCUGUGGUGCCGCAUGAAGGGGCAAGGGCAGCAGGGGAAGCGUCGCAAACUGGGCCUCCUAGCGGUCGCCUUAAAUGGCAGCACCUAUCUCAACCGCUUCACGGCUGUCUCGAAGGAUGCCAAGCCGCCCUCGAAAGGUCCUGGCCGUGGCGUGACGCGUCGGGCUGCUACCGUGGUGAGUCAACUCCAGGAGAUGGUGAAGCGAGUUGGAAAGGAGGAAACCGACAUGAAUGAUGGUGAGUGGCGGGAAGACACAAUGAACUUCUUGUUCAGUGCAGACUACACUGACACCCUCAUGAUUCUGGCCAGUGGGGUUCGGCAGCUGCUGCAGACAGAGCCCACAGUCGUGCAAGUACCGCAGCCUUGCAAAGUGUUUGGCGACAUUCAUGGUCAGCUUCGUGAUUUGCUGCUGCUGUUUCAUGCAUAUGGGAGCCCUGGAGCCGACAAGCACUUCGUUUUCAACGGAGAUUUCGUUGAUCGUGGUGCUCACCAGCUGGAGGUUGUCGGAGUACUCUUUGCCCUCAAGCUCACCUUCCCAUCGCAUGUCUGGCUGGUGCGAGGAAACCAUGAAGACUUGCUGAUGAAUCGCAAGUAUGGCUUCGAAGAGGAAUGCCAGGAGAGCUUGGGAUCUGCGAAUGGUCCCAAGACUUUCCAACUCUUCCAAAAGGCCUUCGAGUGGUUGCCUUUGGCCUGUCUCAUCGAUGACCAGAUCUUGACAGUUCAUGGUGGACUUGGAGAUGGCAAGUGGACAAUCGCUGAGCUCUCUUGCGUUCCCCGGCCUCUAAACUCGGAAGACUUCCACACGCCAGAACGGAGAUGGCUUUACAACAUAUUGUGGUCGGAUCCUAUACCAGAGGAUGAGGCUAUGAAUGAGGCCGUGGUGUUUGGUGUUCACAGCUCACCCCGCAAUGCAUCUGCAGUCAAGUUUGGUUGGAAUGUUACCAAGACAUUCUGUGCUUUGAAUGGGAUUGGCUUGGUCAUUCGCAGCCAUCAGUGCCUCGAGCAGGGCCGCGGGUUCGAAAUCAUGCACGAGGACAAGCUAAUGAGAGUAUUCUCCGCUCGUGACUAUGAGGAACAUCGUAACGAUGCUGCAGUGCUGGCCAUUAAGCGCAACGGCGGUGCUUCCGCACCGCAGCUCUUAGUGCGUGCACAGGUGUUGAAAUCUCUAGAGCGCUUCCGCGGUGCUCAAGUCAACGGAGUAUAG